AUGUCCAAAGCCUACAGCAGCCUGCUAUCCCUCGCUAUCAACGCUACUGGAGGACUGAGCAGAAGAGAAUGGAAGAUUGGCUCCAAUACUGGCAAUCAGUUGAUCACCCAACAUUCCGGUUGGACGAUCGAUCAAGUAAACUCAUACGUUUUCAAUCAAGUAAUACAUAACUGGGACAAUCAAUAUGGUGUUCUUAGAGGUCUGUUCAGCGGGCAUGAUGAAAGUGCUGUGAGUGCCGAAGACACUUUUGGAUCUAGCGCGUUCCAACUCGGGUCCAAUGGACUCCAUGGAUGCCAGGUAGUGACCGUUGUCUCGAAACGUGCUGUAUGGAUGGCUCACUUUUGGGAGUCAUAUACCAAUGGCAAACCUAAUCGAGUUGAAAUUUCUCCUCGUUCUGGGAUUACUGCUUUCGAUGAGCGGAUGAUAUAUUUCUUGACUGGGCGAUCAGUCGAUCUGGCUACAGCAGACAAAGGCAAAUAUGACCAGGCCUAUCCAGACUAUGCGCCCACAAAGAACCACCCUUACUUGACACCGACUGGAGAUCCUCUUGAUAAGACAAAUUUUAAUCAGCCUGGAGAUGAAACAAAAGUAUUCAUUAUGACACCCCUUUCUGAUACAUCGACUCUGAAGAAACCAUUUCUUAAGUACCAAAGACGGCUCGAGAGGGUUGAACAGGCUUUGAUAUCAUAUCUUGGACCAGACAUCACCGUCGUCUUUGUGCCGUACAAGCGAAUUGAGGAUCUAGCUGAGCAGGACACUGAUCAGCGAGGAUUGGCCCUGUUCCAAUACGAUCCUAACGCGGAUGGACAUGGAUUGAGACAGUGGCGACUUUUUUACGAAAAUCGCGUCGUUGUUGGAAAUGUGUCCUAG
Messenger RNA from Aureobasidium namibiae CBS 147.97, 870 nucleotides. RefSeq lists its product as uncharacterized. The record is from RefSeq and is a predicted model, not a curated record. The coding region runs from base 1 to 870 and encodes 289 amino acids. Lineage: Eukaryota; Fungi; Ascomycota; Dothideomycetes; Dothideales; Saccotheciaceae. The transcript has 7 exons.